This is a messenger RNA of Rhododendron vialii, 1636 nucleotides long. Its product is annotated as protein VACUOLELESS GAMETOPHYTES. The record is from RefSeq and is a predicted model, not a curated record. The coding region runs from base 476 to 1363 and encodes 295 amino acids. Lineage: Eukaryota; Viridiplantae; Streptophyta; Magnoliopsida; Ericales; Ericaceae. The transcript is spliced from 2 exons.
GCCAUUUCUUAUUCCUCAAUGCAUUCACAGUCACCUAGUCUUAUGCCUUCGCAGUCACACAAUUGUGCCUCAAAAUUUUUGUGUUUGAGAUUGCAUUAAUUAAUAAAAACUUUCGAGGACAAAGGAUCCUUGGCCUCUGUAAACAAUCAUAUAAAAAGAGAGACACCCUUGAACCUAUUUCUUUUUUCAGAAUCUUCUACAGAAUUAUUUUGUUGUUUCGGUUAACUUUCGUAAACAGGAAAAGCAGAAGAGCAUAAUACUCCGUAAGCACUGGCAAUCAACUGGGAGUUUCUUACUGGCAUCCUCUUUCUCCAUGGGCUUCAAACAGUGACAACUUUUCCAGCAUAAAUAAUAUUCCCCCCAUUAGCAAUUCCCACCACCAAUUCAGACUCCAGAAAAAUUGAGGUUGGGUUCUAGGCUUUUUCUUUCUUGCUCUUGGAUUUUGGAGAAAAAGAGGGUAGCACCAGAGCCAAUUAUGAUGAGCACAAAUUCCUUGAGCAAAUCUGGAACAUUUCUCCUCAAAAAGUAUCCUUCAAUGGAACUACUCGAAACCUCUGCUCAACCCACAACAAACAUCCCAAAAAAGACCUUUUCGUUCGAAUUCCCGACCUCCCCUGAACCUAGUUACCAAGAAGAAAUAGUUCAUAUCAGUCACCAGCAGCAUCCCCUAGCAAAAAUGACACUCCCUGAUCUCUUUACUUGCACAGGCUGCAAGGAGUACGGUGCAGGCAAGAGGUUUGCGUGCCAACAAUGUGAUUUUCAGCUACAUGAAUUUUGCGCCUUGUCUCCUCCAUCUCUCAACACUCACCCCCUCCAUGGCCAACACCAACUCCUCUUCCGCUCCAAAUCCAAAUCAGGUGGAAUUGGUUGGCCAAGCUGUGAUGUUUGUGGGAAGGCAACAAAGGGAUUUACAUUCCGGUGCAGCGCCUGUAGCUUCCAGAUGCAUCCAUGUUGUGCAAUGCUUUCUACUCAAGUCAACUUUUCAAUCCAUCCACACUCCUUGAAGCUCCUACCGGCUAUGACUGCUUCAAGUGGGGAGUCUGGUUUUGUCUGCGGUGAGUGCAAGAGGAAGAGGUCAGGUAGAGUGUACGGUUGCACGGUUUGCUGCGAUUACCAUCUCCAUGCAGUUUGUGCAAAGGACAUGAUUAACGGGCUACAAGCCAACGGAAUAAAGGGCCCAGUGAAGCCCAGCAUGCUUGGAGCUGCAGCACGUGUGGCGUCUCUUGUCAUCGUAGAAUUUAUUGGUGGCCUUAUCGAUGGGAUUGGGGAAGGUGUUGGACAAGCAAUCGUUCAGAAUAUAAGAGGAAGGUGCGUUGGUAGUAAUAGAAGAAGAAGAGAAACACCAACAAUAGAUCAGGGAUGAAUAAAUACUCGUAGCUCUAAUAGUAACCUGUUCUUAAUUCAUUACGCUUGUAGUAUGUGUCCUCAAAAUAAAAAUUCGGAGUGUUUGAAGCAGAACAACUAUGUUCUCACUCUUGUAUUGAAUAAUUUUGUGUAGAUGAAGAGGUUUCUUGGCUACAUCGGGGAGAAGAUGGAGGUUGGUUGAUAUUGAGGGUGGCAUGCCAAAUUGUGACGUGUAUCUGCUUAUAAACAUGUAUUGUUAUGUGUAUUGGAAGUAUGGUUGUCUGUGCUUGUA